Messenger RNA from Xenopus tropicalis (tropical clawed frog), 2225 nucleotides. RefSeq lists its product as uncharacterized. The transcript is spliced from 12 exons. Lineage: Eukaryota; Metazoa; Chordata; Amphibia; Anura; Pipidae. The coding region runs from base 184 to 1377 and encodes 397 amino acids. The record is from RefSeq and is a predicted model, not a curated record.
GCACAAGGCCGUGUUUGUUUAGUGGGAGAGGUGUCUCCAAGCAGCAAAGAAUCUGUCUGAAACAGUAUUACUAUUAUUACAGCUAGAGUUUGGCAAUUGCAUUCAACUGCAAGCACAAACCCUGAACGCCAUGCAAUGAAUGUAAGGAUAUUCAAGCACUAUAUUCAACAAAGAGCCUAAUUCAUGGCAUCAAGCAAAACGGAUGGAACAUGGACAGCUCUGCAGGAAAGUUUAACCCGCGUGAGGGAGCAAUAUGGGCUUUUACCACGUGCGGAGUGGGAUAAUCUGAUUGCUAUGACCUCCUAUAUAAAUUCAGAAAGACAGAGGAAUAAAAGUAGGGUCAAGCCUUUCCUGCCAAGUAUUCAGUUUAAAGAAGAAAGCAAUCCAUAUUUGGAAAACCUGGUUCAGAAACAACAGGCCAGGAGAGAAAAAAAUAAAGAAGACAAAUCAGUUUUCUGUGAAAAUGUACCUGUAAUGAAAAGGGGACAGCAUGACAAAACAAAGCCCAAAUUGGAACAAGAGGCAGUUAGAGUCUUCUUAAACAGUCAACAUUUUGCCUGGACCUUUAUUGAUUCAUUUAUGACUGAAGUUUUGCUGGAAGGCAUUCUCCUAGAUGUGGUGAUUGAAGCCCUAACUCAGAAGUCUACAGUGGUUCACCUGAAACCAUGGAAAUCUUCUGCCAAAGAACUCACAAGACAAAUAAAUUCAAAAGAAACAUUGUCAGUGUCACUCAGGGAUGAAGUGCUGGUUGAAACCUUGAGAGACCUGUCUGUUGAUGUAAUCAGAAGUGUAAUCCAGGAGUUUGUGGAUGAUCACCUCUUGAAGGCUGCCCUUUAUGAUUUCAUGGAUGAAUUAAUUACAGAAGUGACCCGCAAAGAAUUAUCAUCUGUGAUAGAGGAAGUUGUGGAAGACUCUGAAUUUGAACGUUUCCUUGAAGAUAUUAUUCACCCAGUUGUUGAUAAAGAAGUAAAAGUCACAGUAACUGCUGUCCUUAGCGAAUAUAAUGAGCAGAUUUCGGAACGGCAGCAGAACCAGAUUACAGUCAGUGCAAAUAAAUAUCUAACUGAUAUGUUUAUUUUGCAUCAUUUAAUUGGAAUGAUUGGAACCAAUAAAUUGGUGCUUUUUGAAAAGGAUUCAUCUUCAGUUCUGAUGGACAGUUUCAUUCUGGAUGUUCUUUUAAGACAGCAUGUCACAAUUCAUCAGGAACAGCAAGCAACCUUUCAGAAUUAUCCCAUGAGGCACUUUCAUCAAAAAGCCUUUAGCAGAGUGGCACUGGAGGUUCUGUUAUCAGAGCUAACUAUGGAGAUGGAUGAAGAUAUGGAGGAUAUUCUAGAAUAUGAGAAAUAUAUUGAGCUGGGAACCAGUGAGAACAUUUAACAAGAGGAUUCCAUUUAUGACAAUCUCCUACCAUUAACUGCCAAUUUGCAAAUGUUUUAGAUAUGAGAUACUGUAAAUAAAAAAAUCUAGUUUGGGACAGAAGUAGAUGUUUAAGAGCCCAGCUAUGCAGAUAUUUCACUCUGUACCAACCUCCCAUCAUGUUGCGUCAUUAUUUUGCCACCCAAUGAUUAGUGAGAGCUUGGGUAGGGCAUGCUAACUUAAUGGGGUGCUGACACAGGGGGGUCACAGUACUUUACUAAAAAGGCAGCAUCUUGUACCACUUUGCUCCAUUUGGCAAUUACAGCAGUCAAGUCUCGUGUCCCAAUAUUAGCGUUAGAGGAAGAAGUCUGGCCACGUGAGUUUUUACUUAUGCUGAGAUGGGAUUGGAGGUUUAGGAGCAUAAUAAGGACCAGACAGACAGGGGAAAUGUUGUCAAUGGAAAAAAAAUAUGCGAGAAUACUACAAUUGUUCUGAUGAAUAAUUUUAUUUCCUGCUAAAAUUGUAAGCACAAUACUUUUGCUUAAAUAAAUGCCGAUGUAGUUUUACACAAUGCAAGCACUUCCCUUCUGUAAUACUUAUUUGUAGAUUUCUAUCUGUUUGGGACCAGCAGCGGUAGCACCCCAUCUGAGCCAUUAAAUUACUUGGAGCAUUUGGACUUUGGUUUUUCUUUAUAACAGCAGUAAAAGCCCUUUAGAGUAUACAUCAUUUUUGCAUGAAUUUAAGUUAGCUUUAGUGAGUCUGAAAAUUUAUUUAGCAAACAUUCUGACAGUGAAAGUCAUUUUUGUAUUCCAAUGUAUUCACCAGAUCUAAGCCAUGCCCAAUAAAACCACAGUGUAAUAUCUGUCUAA